GAGGGUGGCCGCGCAGAGGCGCUCGACAGGAACGGCGGGACUGGGCGGCGGAGGCGCUCCCGCCCCUCCCGCCAUGAGCAGCAGCGGGGGCCCCGCGCCGCGGCUGUGCCGCCUGGAGCGGGGGCCGGACGGCUACGGCUUCCACCUGCACGGCGAGAAGGGCAAACCGGGCCAGUUCAUCCGGCUGGUGGAGGCGGGGUCACCGGCCGAGCGCUCGGGGCUGCGGGCCGGGGACCGGCUGCUGGAGGUGGAUGGCGAGAACGUGGAGCGGGAGAGCCAUCAGCAGGUGGUGGAGCGCAUCCGCGCCGCCGCCGGGGCCGUCAGCCUCCUCGUCGUGGAGCCGGUGGCCGACGAGCAGCUGCAGAAGCGGGGCGGGUCGGUUACUGAGCCCCCCGUGGGCGGCGGACAGGCGGCCCCGGAGGCGGCGGAGCCUCGGGAGCCCAGCGGCGACGGACAGCGGGAGGAGCUGCGGCCCCGGCUGUGCUGCAUGAAGAAGGGUCCCAAUGGCUUCGGCUUCAACCUGCACAGUGACAAGAACCGCCCGGGGCAGUAUGUGCGCGCCGUCGACCCCGACUCACCAGCCGAGGCAGCGGGGCUGGCCCCCCAGGACCGCAUCAUCGAGGUGAAUGGCGUGUGCAUGGAGGGCAAGCAGCACGCUGACGUGGUGGCCGCCAUCAAGGCGGGCGGUGACGAGACCAGGCUGCUGGUGGUGGAUGUCCUCACGGAUGAGUUCUUCAAGAAGUGCAAGGUGGUGCCCUCGGAGGAGCACCUGGCAGGUCCUUUGCCAGAACCAGUUGCCAAUGGUGAUAUAGGGAAGGAAAACGGUGGAGAGCCGCGGUCCAACUCGGUGUCUGAGAGCCCGUCCAGCCCCGGGCCACUGGCCGUGUCCCCCAACUCCAGUGAGACGCACAGCGAGGAGGGUGACAAACGUCAUUCGGCACCUGGCUCCCUCCUGGACCUGGACAUCCCGCUGGCAGUGGCCAAGGAGCGGGCGCACCAGAAGCGCACCAGCAAGCGGGCACCCCAGAUGGACUGGAGCAAGAAAAACGAACUGUUCAGCAACCUGUGAAGGGCCCAGGGUGGGGGGCGAGGGUCUGCUGUGGCCCCCCCAACCUCACACCCACCUCUCCUACAUCCUCCUCCCUACCACAGGCUCCUGACAAGGAUGUGGGGCUGCUCCCCUGACCCAAGGGAGGGGGCUUGGUGGGCAGUGGGGUCCUGGGCACUGGUUUUAGGUUAGAGAGAGUGGGGGGUGGUGCUGGGAGGCUGCCCCCUCCUGUGGGCCCAUCCCUGGGAUGCUCCUCUCUUCCUGCCCACCCCUAUAGGCACAAGCAGGGGUUUGGGGGGGACCAGGGAUUUGGGGGAUCUGAUGCCCAACACUUCUGAUCCUUCCUGUUGCUUGAUUAUUCUUACACCCCAAACCCCAUCUCCAUUUGAGCCCCCCCCAAAUUGCCCUUUAACAGCAAAACCUGAGGCUUUUAGUGACUUUUAGCAAACCCCACCUACCCCCCCCCCCCCCAAUAAUUCCUCCCCAGGGUGUUUGAUCCCACAAGCUCCGUCCACGAUGGCCCUGUCCCCUCACCCCUGGGUGCAAGGAGGGGGGAUAUGGGUGCCCAGCAUGGCGGGGAGCCCCCAGCACCCUGUCCCCAGGGCUAUUUUGGGAGAGGGAGAGGGUGUUCGGAGCCAGCGCAGCAAGCAAUAAUUAUCUCCUUUCCGCCUGCUCUUGGAGACAGAGCUGAUCAGGGUUUGAAUCCAACACUGUUUAAUUUAAAGGCUUCUCAAUAGACUCUGGGUUUUAUUUUCCAAAAUAAGUUUUCCAAUCACACUGUUUAUUUUUUUUUUUAAAUGUAUUUCGUGGAAAUUCUUCCUGUGGAUGUUUUGUUUCUGUGUUUUGCGAUCGGGUGUUGUUGUACUGUCCAGCUCAAGAGAAAUUCUGUUUACUGGAAUAAACCUUCCUGACUUCA
This is a messenger RNA of Columba livia (rock pigeon), 1964 nucleotides long. It is a transcript of the gene NHERF1, whose product is annotated as NHERF family PDZ scaffold protein 1. NCBI's taxonomy places the organism in Eukaryota, Metazoa, Chordata, Aves, Columbiformes, Columbidae. The record is from RefSeq and is a predicted model, not a curated record. Gene Ontology annotation, biological process: protein localization to plasma membrane. Gene Ontology annotation, molecular function: signaling receptor binding; protein-membrane adaptor activity. Gene Ontology annotation, cellular component: apical plasma membrane. The transcript is spliced from 6 exons. Bases 74 to 1069 code for a protein of 331 amino acids.